AAGACACUAACUGAAAGGUUGGGAUGGCCUAACGUAGUACUCCGUUGUAGCUUGGCGUAUUGGCCUUGGGCCUUAUUGGGCCGUGGGAGGUCAUGGCUCUCGUCGGCUGCAGCAACGGCGAGGCGGCGGCGCCGGCGGCGACGUGGACGCCGCCGUACUGCACCGUCGUGGCGGCCGACAUGUCCGACUUCUGCUACCUCUCCUGCCCGCGCUGCGAGCGGGCGCUCCCGGACCACGCCGACGCAUGCGCCGCCUGCACCGGCCGCGGCGGCGGCGGAGGCCCGGUGCCCGCGCGCGUCUACCGCCUGCGCGCCUCCGUGGCCACCCACGACCGCGUCGUGCCCGUCGUGCUAUUCGACCGCGCGGCGCGCGUGCUGGUCGGCUGCCCCGCCGACGAGCUCGCGCGCUUCUUCGCGGCGCACGCGGGGGCCGCGCGCGCCGCGGAGGAGGCCCUGGAGGGGGAGGUGUGCCGCGUGGCGAUGCGCGCGUUCGCGAAGGGAGCCGCCGAGCGGUUCCGCGCCGUCUCCGUCGUGCCUCUCCGCGACGGGUUCCGCCCCCUCAUCGACACCCUGAGGGAGCUGUACUGCACGGCUGAUCCCACACCGGCGACGUCGCCACCUCCUCGCUUGGAGGUUGCAGAAUCAAUCUUCCAAUUCUGAACAGCCAACUGAACACCAGUUGCGUCCGGGGCUGUUUGGAGUUAAGGGCAGCACAAAGAUGCAAGAGACACGAAGCUGAUCAGUCACAUUCAGAUGCUCCAAGGACGUUAUGCACAGUACAACACCCUCUGAUCAAUCGUAGUAUCCAGCACCGGCGCUUAUGUGGAGCUCUGAAUCUAAUGAUUGAUCCACCUGUGCUGCUUGUGACUAUGAAGACGAUGUGCCAACGAGAAACUAUGCAAAACUGCAUAUCCAUGCUUGAUCAGUUCAGUUCAGCGUUCAAGAAUGUGCAUGUCUUAACCAUUUCCUGCAUGUGUAUAGUAUGGUUUUUACUGUACUACUGGCAGAGAUCAUAUCCUGUGGAAGUUUACCAUGAUACUAGUUCGGCAAUUAACUGAAGAUGUGGACCACUGUCCACUAUUAAAGGAAAAGCUCAUCAUUUAGGCCUAAUCCAUUGGUUGGGCAGCUACUCAACUGUUCUUCCCUUCAGUUUGUCAAUGAAACGUGUGUCGGUAUGUCAUAUGAUUGGGAAGAUGAAUUAUAUAUGUGUGAAUUAAUAGAAUUAUCAUAUGAUUGGGAAGAUGAAUUAUGUGAACAGUGAAUUAAGUUUCUGAAAAAAAGUUAAGAUA
Messenger RNA from Oryza sativa Japonica Group (Japanese rice), 1288 nucleotides. RefSeq lists its product as uncharacterized. The record is from RefSeq and is a predicted model, not a curated record. NCBI's taxonomy places the organism in Eukaryota, Viridiplantae, Streptophyta, Magnoliopsida, Poales, Poaceae.